CUCUUGUUUUCCAUUCACACCUUACCCCAGUCAGUCUUUCGUGAAGAAUCAGAUCAUGCGAUCCAAUGUGUUUUUCUUGACCAUUGGCCUUAUUGCCGACUCUGCGCUUGCAGGUCCUUGCAAGCCCAGAACUUCUGGUGCCGUAACAACUUCUGUCGUCGCUACAUCAGAACCAACGUCAACUGCACUGAGCACUGCUACUGAAGUCUUGCCUGAUACCACAACCCUGGAGCUUAGCACAACUGCUGCCACUGCCGACACUACCACUGUGGCUUCUGAAGCUGAGACAACAACUACAGACAUCACCACCACUGCUGCUGCUGACACUACCACCAUCGCAUCGGAAGCCGAGACAACAACCACCGCAGACAUCACCACCACGACCGCGCCUGAGAGCACCAGCACUGCUCCCGAAUCCACCCCAACCUACCACAUCGUCGGGGGCAGUGGCUCCGUCAAUAACGCUCCCAUCCAAGGCAUCAGUCAAGACGGCACCUUGGUCCUGAUUAACCCCACCGUCGACGGUCUCGCAGUCAGAUCAUACACGCUCGACACUGCCACCGGCCGACUCCAAGACACCGCCAGCGGCAAUUAUCUCUGCGCAUACUACCUAAAUUCUCCCUCCACAUCUUCUCCCGCGUUCGUUGCGAACUGUCAGACAGGAACCACCGGUCCCAAUAACUACUACGACUAUCUUAAUUGCCAGAUCGUCAGCGGCACUGUUUCAUGUACAGCCCCCAAGGCUUAUUGCACCACUGAUGACGACACUGGUUUGGAUAACUGUGUUACCGUUUCGGGCGAAGGCGUGAACAAUCAAUUUUACUACCAGCACAGAUCCUCAGGUGGAGAUUAUCUCUUUAUUUCCACUGGAAGUCCCAGCGGAUAUACUCCCACCAGCCUUAUGGUUCAACAAGUAUAGAGUGAAUAACUGUGUUAGUUGUCUUGAGUUUAGGUCGCAUAGAAAAGCACAGGUUCUAAUGAUAUAUUUAAUCCUAAUACC
Messenger RNA from Fusarium redolens, 1000 nucleotides. RefSeq lists its product as uncharacterized. The record is from RefSeq and is a predicted model, not a curated record. The coding region runs from base 56 to 919 and encodes 287 amino acids. The transcript is spliced from 2 exons. NCBI's taxonomy places the organism in Eukaryota, Fungi, Ascomycota, Sordariomycetes, Hypocreales, Nectriaceae.